This is a messenger RNA of Plasmodium falciparum 3D7, 7128 nucleotides long. RefSeq names its product carbamoyl phosphate synthetase (gene cpsSII). Gene Ontology annotation, molecular function: metal ion binding; nucleotide binding; ATP binding. NCBI's taxonomy places the organism in Eukaryota, Apicomplexa, Aconoidasida, Haemosporida, Plasmodiidae. The record is from RefSeq and is a predicted model, not a curated record. Gene Ontology annotation, biological process: L-glutamine metabolic process.
AUGACUUCAGAAUUUUGGCCAGAUUUAGAUUUUAAAACAGUUGGGAGGUUAAUUCUUGAAGAUGGUAACGAAUUUGUAGGGUACAGUGUAGGUUACGAAGGGUGUAAAGGAAAUAAUAGUAUAUCAUGUCAUAAGGAGUAUAGAAAUAUUAUUAAUAAUGAUAAUAGCAAGAAUAGUAAUAAUUCAUUUUGUAAUAAUGAAGAAAACAAUUUGAAAGAUGAUUUAUUAUAUAAAAAUAGUCGAUUAGAAAAUGAAGAUUUUAUUGUUACAGGUGAAGUUAUAUUUAAUACAGCUAUGGUUGGAUAUCCUGAAGCUUUAACGGACCCAAGUUAUUUUGGUCAAAUAUUAGUUUUAACAUUUCCUUCUAUUGGUAAUUAUGGUAUUGAAAAAGUAAAACAUGAUGAAACGUUUGGAUUAGUACAAAAUUUUGAAAGUAAUAAAAUUCAAGUACAAGGUUUAGUUAUUUGUGAAUAUUCGAAGCAAUCAUAUCAUUACAAUUCUUAUAUUACCUUAAGUGAAUGGUUAAAGAUUUAUAAAAUUCCAUGUAUAGGUGGUAUAGAUACAAGAGCCUUAACAAAACUUUUAAGAGAAAAAGGUAGUAUGUUAGGUAAAAUAGUUAUAUAUAAAAACAGACAACAUAUUAAUAAAUUAUAUAAAGAAAUUAAUCUUUUUGAUCCUGGUAAUAUAGAUACUCUAAAAUAUGUAUGUAAUCAUUUUAUACGUGUUAUUAAGUUGAAUAAUAUUACAUAUAAUUAUAAAAAUAAGGAAGAAUUUAAUUAUACCAAUGAAAUGAUUACUAAUGAUUCUUCAAUGGAAGAUCAUGAUAAUGAAAUUAAUGGUAGUAUUUCUAAUUUUAAUAAUUGUCCAAGUAUCUCUAGUUUUGAUAAAAGUGAAUCGAAAAAUGUUAUUAAUCAUACAUUGUUAAGAGAUAAAAUGAACCUAAUAACUUCAUCUGAAGAAUAUCUGAAAGAUCUUCAUAAUUGUAAUUUUAGUAAUAGUAGUGAUAAAAAUGAUUCUUUUUUUAAGUUAUAUGGUAUAUGUGAAUAUGAUAAAUAUUUAAUUGACCUUGAAGAAAAUGCUAGCUUUCAUUAUAAUAAUGUAGAUGAAUAUGGAUAUUAUGAUGUUAAUAAAAAUACAAAUAUUCUAUCUAAUAAUAAAAUAGAACAAAACAACAAUAACGAAAAUAACAAAAAUAACAAAAAUAACAACAAUAACGAGGUUGAUUAUAUAAAGAAAGAUGAGGAUAAUAAUGUCAAUAGUAAGGUCUUUUAUAGCCAAUAUAAUAAUAAUGCACCAAAUAAUGAACAUACCGAAUUUAAUUUAAAUAAUGAUUAUUCUACUUAUAUUAGAAAGAAAAUGAAAAAUGAAGAAUUCCUUAAUUUGGUAAACAAAAGAAAAGUAGACCAUAAAGAAAAAAUUAUUGUUAUUGUUGAUUGUGGUAUUAAAAAUAGUAUAAUCAAAAAUUUAAUAAGACACGGUAUGGAUCUUCCAUUAACAUAUAUUAUUGUACCUUAUUAUUACAAUUUUAAUCAUAUAGAUUAUGAUGCAGUUCUUUUAUCUAAUGGUCCUGGAGAUCCUAAAAAGUGUGAUUUCCUUAUAAAAAAUUUGAAAGAUAGUUUAACAAAAAAUAAAAUUAUAUUUGGUAUUUGUUUAGGUAAUCAACUAUUAGGUAUAUCAUUAGGUUGUGACACAUAUAAAAUGAAAUAUGGUAAUAGAGGUGUUAAUCAACCCGUAAUACAAUUAGUAGAUAAUAUAUGUUACAUUACCUCACAAAAUCAUGGAUACUGUUUAAAGAAAAAAUCAAUUUUAAAAAGAAAAGAGCUUGCGAUUAGUUAUAUAAAUGCUAAUGAUAAAUCUAUAGAAGGUAUUUCACAUAAAAAUGGAAGAUUUUAUAGUGUCCAGUUUCAUCCUGAGGGUAAUAAUGGUCCUGAAGAUACAUCAUUUUUAUUUAAGAAUUUUCUUUUAGAUAUCUUUAAUAAGAAAAAACAAUAUAGAGAAUAUUUAGGAUAUAAUAUUAUUUAUAUAAAAAAGAAAGUGCUUCUUUUAGGUAGUGGUGGUUUAUGUAUAGGACAAGCAGGAGAAUUCGAUUAUUCAGGAACACAAGCAAUUAAAAGUUUAAAAGAAUGUGGUAUAUAUGUUAUAUUAGUUAAUCCUAACAUAGCAACUGUUCAAACAUCAAAAGGUUUGGCAGAUAAGGUAUACUUUUUACCAGUUAAUUGUGAAUUUGUAGAAAAAAUUAUUAAAAAGGAAAAACCUGAUUUUAUUUUAUGUACAUUUGGUGGUCAGACAGCUUUAAAUUGUGCUUUAAUGUUAGAUCAAAAAAAAGUAUUGAAAAAGAAUAAUUGUCAAUGUUUAGGUACAUCUUUAGAAUCUAUAAGAAUAACAGAAAAUAGAACAUUAUUUGCUGAAAAAUUAAAAGAAAUUAAUGAAAGAAUAGCUCCAUAUGGUAGUGCAAAAAAUGUUAAUCAAGCUAUUGAUAUAGCUAAUAAAAUAGGAUAUCCAAUAUUAGUACGUACAACAUUUUCGUUAGGAGGAUUAAAUAGUAGUUUCAUAAAUAAUGAAGAAGAACUUAUCGAAAAAUGUAAUAAAAUAUUUUUACAAACUGAUAAUGAAAUAUUUAUAGAUAAAUCAUUACAAGGAUGGAAAGAAAUAGAAUAUGAAUUAUUAAGAGAUAAUAAAAAUAAUUGUAUAGCUAUAUGUAAUAUGGAAAAUAUAGAUCCAUUAGGUAUACAUACAGGAGAUAGUAUAGUUGUUGCACCUUCACAAACAUUAAGUAAUUAUGAAUAUUAUAAAUUUAGAGAAAUAGCAUUAAAGGUAAUUACACAUUUAAAUAUUAUAGGAGAAUGUAAUAUACAAUUUGGUAUAAAUCCACAAACAGGAGAAUAUUGUAUUAUUGAAGUUAAUGCUAGGCUUAGUAGAAGUUCAGCAUUAGCUUCUAAAGCUACUGGUUAUCCACUUGCUUAUAUAUCAGCAAAAAUAGCCUUGGGAUAUGAUUUGAUAAGUUUAAAAAAUAGCAUAACUAAAAAAACAACUGCCUGUUUUGAACCCUCUCUAGAUUACAUUACAACAAAAAUACCACGAUGGGAUUUAAAUAAAUUUGAGUUUGCUUCUAAUACAAUGAAUAGUAGUAUGAAAAGUGUAGGAGAAGUUAUGUCUAUAGGUAGAACCUUUGAAGAAUCUAUACAAAAAUCUUUAAGAUGUAUUGAUGAUAAUUAUUUAGGAUUUAGUAAUACGUAUUGUAUAGAUUGGGAUGAAAAGAAAAUUAUUGAAGAAUUAAAAAAUCCAUCACCAAAAAGAAUUGAUGCUAUACAUCAAGCUUUCCAUUUAAAUAUGCCUAUGGAUAAAAUACAUGAGCUGACACAUAUUGAUUAUUGGUUCUUACAUAAAUUUUAUAAUAUAUAUAAUUUACAAAAUAAGUUGAAAACGUUAAAAUUAGAGCAAUUAUCUUUUAAUGAUUUGAAGUAUUUUAAGAAGCAUGGUUUUAGUGAUAAGCAAAUAGCUCACUACUUAUCCUUCAACACAAGCGAUAAUAAUAAUAAUAAUAAUAAUAUUAGCUCAUGUAGGGUUACAGAAAAUGAUGUUAUGAAAUAUAGAGAAAAGCUAGGAUUAUUUCCACAUAUUAAAGUUAUUGAUACCUUAUCAGCCGAAUUUCCGGCUUUAACUAAUUAUUUAUAUUUAACUUAUCAAGGUCAAGAACAUGAUGUUCUCCCAUUAAAUAUGAAAAGGAAAAAGAUAUGCACGCUUAAUAAUAAACGAAAUGCAAAUAAGAAAAAAGUCCAUGUCAAGAACCACUUAUAUAAUGAACUAGUUGAUGAUAAGGAUACACAAUUACACAAAGAAAAUAAUAAUAAUAAUAAUAUGAAUUCUGGAAAUGUAGAAAAUAAAUGUAAAUUGAAUAAAGAAUCCUAUGGCUAUAAUAAUUCUUCUAAUUGUAUCAAUACAAAUAAUAUUAAUAUAGAAAAUAAUAUUUGUCAUGAUAUAUCUAUAAACAAAAAUAUAAAAGUUACAAUAAACAAUUCCAAUAAUUCUAUAUCGAAUAAUGAAAAUGUUGAAACAAACUUAAAUUGUGUAUCUGAAAGGGCCGGUAGCCAUCAUAUAUAUGGUAAAGAAGAAAAGAGUAUAGGAUCUGAUGAUACAAAUAUUUUAAGUGCACAAAAUUCAAAUAAUAACUUUUCAUGUAAUAAUGAGAAUAUGAAUAAAGCAAACGUUGAUGUUAAUGUACUAGAAAAUGAUACGAAAAAACGAGAAGAUAUAAAUACUACAACAGUAUUUAUGGAAGGUCAAAAUAGUGUUAUUAAUAAUAAGAAUAAAGAGAAUAGUUCUUUAUUGAAAGGUGAUGAAGAAGAUAUUGUGAUGGUAAAUUUAAAAAAGGAAAAUAAUUAUAAUAGUGUAAUUAAUAAUGUAGAUUGUAGGAAAAAGGAUAUGGAUGGAAAAAAUAUAAAUGAUGAAUGUAAAACAUAUAAGAAAAAUAAAUAUAAAGAUAUGGGAUUAAAUAAUAAUAUAGUAGAUGAGUUAUCCAAUGGAACAUCACAUUCAACUAAUGAUCAUUUAUAUUUAGAUAAUUUUAAUACAUCAGAUGAAGAAAUAGGGAAUAAUAAAAAUAUGGAUAUGUAUUUAUCUAAGCAAAAAAGUAUAUCUAAUAAAAACCCUGGUAAUUCUUAUUAUGUUGUAGAUUCCGUAUAUAAUAAUGAAUACAAAAUUAAUAAGAUGAAAGAGUUAAUAGAUAACGAAAAUUUAAAUGAUGAAUAUAAUAAUAAUGUUAAUAUGAAUUGUUCUAAUUAUAAUAAUGCUAGUGCAUUUGUAAAUGGAAAGGAUAGAAAUGAUAAUUUAGAAAAUGAUUGUAUUGAAAAAAAUAUGGAUCAUACAUACAAACAUUAUAAUCGUUUAAACAAUCGUAGAAGUACAAAUGAGAGGAUGAUGCUUAUGGUAAACAAUGAAAAAGAGAGCAAUCAUGAGAAGGGCCAUAGAAGAAAUGGUUUAAAUAAAAAAAAUAAAGAAAAAAAUAUGGAAAAAAAUAAGGGAAAAAAUAAAGACAAAAAGAAUUAUCAUUAUGUUAAUCAUAAAAGGAAUAAUGAAUAUAAUAGUAACAAUAUUGAAUCGAAGUUUAAUAAUUAUGUUGAUGAUAUAAAUAAAAAAGAAUAUUAUGAAGAUGAAAAUGAUAUAUAUUAUUUUACACAUUCGUCACAAGGUAACAAUGACGAUUUAAGUAAUGAUAAUUAUUUAAGUAGUGAAGAAUUGAAUACUGAUGAGUAUGAUGAUGAUUAUUAUUAUGAUGAAGAUGAAGAAGAUGACUAUGACGAUGAUAAUGAUGAUGAUGAUGAUGAUGGGGAGGAUGAGGAGGAUAAUGAUUAUUAUAAUGAUGAUGGUUAUGAUAGCUAUAAUUCUUUAUCAUCUUCAAGAAUAUCAGAUGUAUCAUCUGUUAUAUAUUCAGGGAACGAAAAUAUAUUUAAUGAAAAAUAUAAUGAUAUAGGUUUUAAAAUAAUCGAUAAUAGGAAUGAAAAAGAGAAAGAGAAAAAGAAAUGUUUUAUUGUAUUAGGUUGUGGUUGUUAUCGUAUUGGUAGUUCUGUAGAAUUUGAUUGGAGUGCUAUACAUUGUGUAAAGACCAUAAGAAAAUUAAACCAUAAAGCUAUAUUAAUAAAUUGUAACCCAGAAACUGUAAGUACAGAUUAUGAUGAAAGUGAUCGUCUAUAUUUUGAUGAAAUAACAACAGAAGUUAUAAAAUUUAUAUAUAACUUUGAAAAUAGUAAUGGUGUGAUUAUAGCUUUUGGUGGACAAACAUCAAAUAAUUUAGUAUUUAGUUUAUAUAAAAAUAAUGUAAAUAUAUUAGGAUCAAGUGCACAAAGUGUUGAUUGUUGUGAAAAUAGGAAUAAAUUUUCGCACUUAUGUGAUUCCUUAAAAAUUGAUCAACCGAAAUGGAAUAAAUUUACAAAAUUAUCCAAGGCUAUACAAUUUGCUAAUGAAGUAAAAUUUCCUGUAUUAGUAAGACCAUCGUAUGUAUUAUCUGGUGCAGCUAUGAGAGUUGUAAAUUGUUUUGAAGAAUUAAAAAACUUUUUAAUGAAGGCAGCUAUUGUUAGUAAAGAUAAUCCUGUUGUAAUAUCAAAAUUUAUUGAGAAUGCUAAAGAAAUAGAAAUAGAUUGUGUUAGUAAAAAUGGUAAAAUAAUUAAUUAUGCUAUAUCUGAACAUGUUGAAAAUGCUGGUGUACAUUCAGGUGAUGCAACAUUAAUAUUACCUGCACAAAAUAUAUAUGUUGAAACACAUAGGAAAAUAAAGAAAAUAUCCGAAAAGAUUUCAAAAUCAUUAAAUAUAUCUGGUCCAUUUAAUAUACAAUUUAUAUGUCAUCAAAAUGAAAUAAAAAUUAUUGAAUGUAAUUUAAGAGCAUCUAGAACUUUUCCAUUUAUAUCAAAAGCUCUAAAUCUAAACUUUAUAGAUUUAGCUACAAGGAUAUUAAUGGGUUAUGACGUCAAACCAAUUAAUAUAUCAUUAAUUGAUUUAGAAUAUACAGCUGUAAAAGCACCGAUUUUCUCAUUUAAUAGAUUACAUGGAUCAGAUUGUAUACUAGGUGUAGAAAUGAAAUCUACAGGUGAAGUAGCAUGUUUUGGUUUAAAUAAAUAUGAAGCUUUAUUAAAAUCAUUAAUAGCUACAGGUAUGAAGUUACCCAAAAAAUCAAUACUUAUAAGUAUUAAAAAUUUAAAUAAUAAAUUAGCUUUUGAAGAACCGUUCCAAUUAUUAUUUUUAAUGGGAUUUACAAUAUAUGCGACUGAAGGUACGUAUGAUUUCUACUCUAAAUUUUUAGAAUCUUUUAAUGUUAAUAAAGGUUCUAAAUUUCAUCAAAGACUUAUUAAAGUUCAUAAUAAAAAUGCAGAAAAUAUAUCACCAAAUACAACAGAUUUAAUUAUGAAUCAUAAAGUUGAAAUGGUUAUUAAUAUAACUGAUACAUUAAAAACAAAGGUUAGUUCAAAUGGUUAUAAAAUUAGAAGAUUAGCAUCAGAUUUCCAGGUUCCUUUAAUAACUAAUAUGAAACUUUGUUCUCUUUUUAUUGACUCAUUAUAUAGAAAAUUCUCAAGACAAAAGGAAAGAAAAUCAUUCUAUACCAUAAAGAGUUAUGACGAAUAUAUAAGUUUGGUAUAA